This is a messenger RNA of Suricata suricatta (meerkat), 3217 nucleotides long. It is a transcript of the gene LRRC4, whose product is annotated as leucine rich repeat containing 4. Gene Ontology annotation, cellular component: plasma membrane; postsynaptic density membrane; glutamatergic synapse. The record is from RefSeq and is a predicted model, not a curated record. Gene Ontology annotation, molecular function: protein binding. NCBI's taxonomy places the organism in Eukaryota, Metazoa, Chordata, Mammalia, Carnivora, Herpestidae. The transcript has 2 exons. Gene Ontology annotation, biological process: modulation of chemical synaptic transmission; excitatory synapse assembly; postsynaptic density protein 95 clustering. Bases 878 to 2830 code for a protein of 650 amino acids.
CGGCCGCCGCGCGCUUCUCCGGCCAGCCCACCGGGUCCCGGCGCCGUCUCCACGCCGCUGACCCUCAGGGGGCAGGACGGACUGCUGCUCCUCGCGCCGGCGGACGGCGGGAUGGAAAACUAAGCCCAGUUUUGGUCUUUUUAACCUUUACGAGAAGAGGCGAGGAAAGAAGGGGGUGUGUGUCUGGGGAGGGCGAAGGAGCCGCGAACACCUCCUCUUAACUCUCGCAGCCCCGCGAGCGAACGACUGCAUCAGCUGCCUCCGGCCGGAACCGCCGACACAAGGAGAGGGGGCAGCGCAGCAGCGAGCGAGCGAGCGAGCGCGGCCUGGGAGGCUUCGGGGCGCCCCCUCACCCCCGCCGGGUGGCAGCCGCGGGAGCGGGCCGGGGGCGCCGGAGGCACGCUCCGGCGAUGAAGCGGCUUCCCCCGUGGCUGGUGCGAGCCGGUGCCAGGGUCCAAGGACAAAGCCGGGAAGCGCUGGUGGCGCCGCUCCUCGGGCUGAGGGGGGGGCAUGCACCUGCAUAGCCCGCGGGGCCUCGGCUCUCCCCGGCGCGCCUCAACUCCGCUGCUUCGCCGUAGCCUGCUCCGGAUUUACUAGAAGCCAUUUUGUCUCCCCCACCCCUCCCCUCCCCUCCCCUCCCCUCUCCUCUGCCCUCCCCGCCCCCUCCACUUCCCCCCUUUUGUUAAUUAAAACUAAGAAGUAAGAAUGGCAACGACGUGGCCGGGUCCCGUGGAGAACGCUUAAGGACACCACGCCAAUUCCUUCCUUCCUUCCGAGAUGGAAAGAGGAGCUCCUAGCUCAUUUAAGCCGGGGUAGGGCUGGUUCUCCUUUCCGAGCCAAAAUCCCAGGCGAUGGUGAAUUAUGAACGUGCCACACCAUGAAGCUCUUGUGGCAGGUAACUGUGCACCACACCUGGAAUGCCGUCCUGCUCCCCGUCGUCUACCUCACGGCGCAAGUGUGGAUUCUGUGUGCAGCCAUCGCCGCUGCCGCCUCCGCCGGGCCCCAGAACUGCCCAUCCGUUUGCUCGUGCAGUAACCAGUUCAGCAAGGUGGUGUGCACCCGCCGGGGCCUUUCCGAGGUCCCCCAGGGUAUUCCCUCCAACACCCGGUACCUCAACCUCAUGGAAAACAAUAUCCAGAUGAUCCAGGCCGACACCUUCCGCCACCUCCACCACCUGGAGGUCCUGCAGCUGGGCAGGAACUCCAUCCGGCAGAUCGAGGUGGGGGCCUUCAACGGCCUGGCCAGUCUCAACACCCUGGAGCUGUUUGACAACUGGCUGACCGUCAUCCCCAGUGGGGCCUUUGAGUACCUGUCCAAGCUGCGGGAGCUCUGGCUUCGCAACAACCCCAUAGAAAGCAUCCCCUCUUAUGCCUUCAACCGGGUGCCCUCCCUCAUGCGCCUCGACCUGGGGGAGCUCAAGAAGCUGGAGUACAUCUCUGAGGGCGCUUUUGAGGGACUAUUCAACCUCAAGUACCUGAACCUGGGCAUGUGCAACAUUAAAGAUAUGCCCAAUCUGACCCCGUUGGUGGGGCUGGAGGAGCUGGAGAUGUCAGGGAACCACUUCCCUGAGAUCAGGCCUGGCUCCUUCCAUGGCCUAAGCUCCCUCAAGAAGCUCUGGGUCAUGAACUCCCAGGUCAGCCUGAUUGAGCGGAACGCUUUUGAUGGGCUGGCCUCGCUUGUGGAACUCAACUUGGCCCACAAUAACCUCUCUUCUUUGCCCCAUGACCUCUUCACCCCACUGAGGUACCUUGUGGAGUUGCACCUACACCACAAUCCGUGGAACUGCGAUUGUGACAUUCUGUGGCUAGCCUGGUGGCUUCGGGAGUACAUACCCACCAAUUCUACCUGCUGUGGCCGCUGCCAUGCUCCCCUGCACAUGCGUGGCCGCUACCUGGUGGAGGUGGACCAGGCCUCCUUCCAGUGCUCUGCCCCCUUCAUCAUGGAUGCCCCUCGAGAUCUCAAUAUCUCUGAGGGUCGGAUGGCAGAACUUAAGUGUCGGACUCCCCCAAUGUCCUCCGUGAAGUGGCUGCUGCCCAAUGGGACAGUGCUCAGCCACGCCUCCCGCCACCCGAGGAUCUCUGUCCUCAAUGACGGCACCUUGAACUUUUCCCACGUGCUGCUCUCAGACACGGGGGUCUACACUUGCAUGGUGACCAAUGUGGCAGGCAACUCCAACGCCUCGGCCUACCUCAACGUGAGCACGGCCGAGCUCAACACCUCCAACUACAGCUUCUUCACAACAGUCACAGUGGAGACCACUGAGAUCUCACCUGAGGAUACAACGCGCAAGUACAAGCCUGUUCCUACGACGUCCACUGGUUAUCAGCCGGCAUAUACCACCUCUACCACGGUGCUCAUUCAGACCACCCGUGUGCCCAAGCAGGUACCCGCGACAGACACCAAUGAUAAGAUGCAGACCAGCCUGGAUGAAGUCAUGAAGACCACCAAGAUUAUCAUUGGCUGCUUUGUGGCAGUGACUCUGCUAGCUGCUGCCAUGUUGAUUGUCUUCUAUAAACUUCGUAAGCGGCACCAGCAGAGGAGUACGGUCACAGCUGCCCGGACAGUUGAGAUUAUCCAGGUGGAUGAAGACAUCCCAGCGGCGGCGUCUGCAGCAGCAACAGCAGCUCCAUCCGGUGUAUCAGGUGAGGGGGCAGUAGUGCUGCCCACAAUUCAUGACCAUAUUAACUACAACACCUACAAACCAGCACAUGGGGCCCACUGGACAGAAAACAGCCUGGGGAACUCUCUGCACCCCACAGUCACCACAAUCUCUGAACCUUAUAUAAUUCAGACCCAUACCAAGGACAAGGUACAGGAAACUCAAAUAUGACUCCCCCUCCCCCUAAAAACUUAUAAAAUGCAAUAGAAUGCACACACACACACACACACACACACACACACACACACACAAAAGACAGCAACUUUUGUACAGAGUGGGGAGAGACUUUUUCUUGUAUAUGCUUCUAUAUUAAAUCUACGGGCUGGUAAAAAGAAAAAGAUUAUAUUAAAAUUUAAAAACAAAAAUUCAAAACAAAACUAUUUUCUAACUUGUAAGUUCUAUUUAAAGGGGGGAGUGGGGAUCUUGGGAACAUUGUGGGGUAGGAGCCACAAGUCAACUUGCUUUGAUACCAGAAGGGAUUUCUGAUACAAGGGGGAAACUGCUAAGAUAAACUAAAACAACAACAAAUAUCCCUAAAGAGGUAGGGUGCGGGCUGCU